AUGCUCCACGCGCCACUGGGUCGAUCGAUUUCGGGGCCACUAUCGGACCCAGGUAUCGUGAACGUUCCGCGCGAGCACACGACAUGGAUGAGAGAAGCAUCGCGACUGGCAGUACAGCAGGCUGGCUUCUCGCCCCUUUUCCGGGACGAUCUGGAGGCCGCCGUCUCCGAAACAGCUUGCGGCGACACCUUCCAAUUCUGCGAUUCGUCAAAGCCGAACAGCUGCUACUUCGUCCGCACGGAGCGAGUGAGCCUGAAGGAUGGAAUGCACGGGGUGGGGCCAUACGCCUCCUUAAAAUCGAUCAUCGAGUCGGCUGUGACAGCACGUGGCGGGCACCAGGGCGUUGACAGCGGCACUGAACAGCUGAAGCUCUACCUGUUCCCCUGGCGAACAGACCUGGAUGCGUUUCGUGAGUUUCGGGUCUUUGUCUCCAGCGGCCGAGUCACGGCAUUCUCGCAGCAGAAGCUAUAUGCCAUCAAUCCGAUUCUGGCGCCACUGUCCCAAGGGGAUCGCGCUAGAGUUGUAGAGAACUGGCUCCGACGACUUCUGCCUUACAUUACAUCCACCGUGAUCCCGCGCCUGGAAGACCUAAUGCCCAGCUUCGUCCUUGACAUCGUCCUCCUUGGACCACCUGCUUCCUACAGAACUUCCAGCGACCCGGCCUUGAACGUGGAUCUGAAUUCCCCGGAGUUGCUGGAGCCUUAUUUCAUCGAAGUGAACACUUUCGGAUUUGCCUACGCUUCUGGCUCCUCUCUCUUCUCCUGGGUGGAGGAUUACGCGCUGCUGUAUGGGAUCGACUCUGGAAUGGCCGAUGGUGCC
This is a messenger RNA of Symbiodinium sp. CCMP2456, 819 nucleotides long. The record is from the annotation of a GenBank genome assembly. NCBI's taxonomy places the organism in Eukaryota, Dinophyceae, Suessiales, Symbiodiniaceae.